Molecule: messenger RNA, 7836 nt
Organism: Heteronotia binoei (common prickly gecko)
Lineage: Eukaryota; Metazoa; Chordata; Lepidosauria; Squamata; Gekkonidae
Gene: ICE1
Product: interactor of little elongation complex ELL subunit 1
Exons: 20
Coding region: 19-6447 (2142 amino acids)
Source: RefSeq, a predicted model, not a curated record
CGUGUGGCGGCCGCCACCAUGAUGCCCGGAGAGGCGCCGCCGCCGGCCACGGCCGCGGGCAUUGCGGCGGAGGCGGCCACGGCUUGCGCCAACUGCGGAGCCCUGCAGCAGAAUUUAAAUGAGUACGUAGCUGCCUUAAUUGCAUUAAAAGAAAAAAUAAUGGAUAUGGACCGUUUGUUGACAGAUUACGAACAGAAGUGCAAUGAGCUAAAGUGCACUGAAAGAGAAAACAACGCCUUUCGUCAGCAAGUGGAACAGAUGCUCCAGAAGUUGUCACCUUUAGAAAGGUGUAAAGAAGAGCUAGGGUCAGUCAAAGCAGAGCUGGAGGAGAAGAAGAGUUCACUCAAAAUGUAUCAAGAGACACAUCUGGAAUACGUUUCUGUGAAAGAGGAAAUGGGCAAAAGUGAAGCUAUGAAGAAGAAACUGGAAGCCAAAGUGAAGAAGCUUGAAAAAGCAACAGAAAAACACAACCAGGACUUCAAACAAUUAAAAGCAGAGAAGAAAGUACUUGAAAAGGAAUUGAAGAAAGCACAGGAAAAGAUUGAAAGCUUUCCUCGUGAAAAUAAGAAGAAAGUGGUGAAGCACGUGGAGACCCAGAGUGAGAGAGAGUGGCCCAUAACAGACAUAGACAAAGAAAAAAUUAAACUGCUGUUGGAGGAACUUUGGCUUUGUAUUGACAGCUCCACGGGGAAAAGUCACAUUAACAAAAAUGACUCCUAUUUAGCUGGGUUUCACAAUAAUUCAAGAUCUCGUGCAAAAACAAAAGCGGUGCAGGACCCUCCAAAACCCAAGAGAGCUCGAGAAGAGAGGCCUUCUCAUUGUUCUUCACCAGAAACCUGUACAACACAAACUUCUUUGACGUCCUUGCAGAUAAAGGUGGACAGCAGGCCUGCGCAGCAUGUUGGCCAGAUGGCAAGUGAGGCCAUGGAGACGCCUGAGACCUGCAUCGACAGUGGCACAGCUUCUCAAGGCCAGUCUCCAGAAUUCCCCGUAUGCAUGGCGCCACCAGCAAGUCGCCUGGAUCUUUUCAGCAAAGAGCUGGAAGAAACUGGUGAAGAUCUGACAGAGAUUUUAAAGUGGGUUAGACCUCUUCCCCGUCUGCUGUCUCCCAUACAGUUUUCACCUGCUACUAUCCCAGAUAUGUUGUUUGGAGAACUAACAGAUUCCAGUGAUGAAGAAAUUGACCGCAGUGCUCAAAAGUUUGAAAACAUUUCAGAAAACCAUGAUCAGAGUGCACCAGAAGCUUAUGCGGUGUCCGGAAAGAAUCCAGUAGAACCACUGAGGAGCGACUCUUCUAGUGUAAAUAAUGAAAGCAGUGAUCCUUGUGAGUUAUCUGGAAGACCAGCAGUCUUAAAGGAUAAGAAGUCAGGGCUAUGUUCUGACUCUUCGGAAAAUUCAGGACUUCUUAAUAGGGUAGGUGUCAUAUCAAAGGAUGGAGAGAAGAAAAACUGUGGAUUUAUGGAAAAGAACCCAGAAAUAGCAUUUCAAAGUACAAAAAAUGUUGCCAAAAGUACAGCUGAUGUAACAGAAACAGAAAAAAAACCUUUGGUGUGUGACUUAAUGUUCUUUAACUGCCUUCAGAAACAAGAGAAAACAGUUGAACCAAGGCAAAUGGUUACAAGUAGCUUUGAGCAAGCAUUAAAUGAGUCUGGUGACAUAAUUAAAAAAAAGGAAGAGCUCAAAGGAACAGUAGAAGUGUCUGUGUCUUCUCUUAUAGCAGAUGAUCAGCCUCUAGUUCACAAAGGUGGCAAUCCACAGGAAACUGAAGCGCCUGUCUUCGCUACUGAAAACGCGCUGGAAGUUCCUGACAAAGAUGGCCCUAGUCGUGUGAUCAGAGCAUCAGUGGCCAACGAGGGUUCUGAGGACAUCCAGGCAGAAUCUGAUUUGGGAAGAGCAGGACCGCUUACUGAACAUAGAGCAUUUGAACAGAACAGAACAGAAGAGUUGUGUGCACGGCAUAAUGGUGAACCAGAGUUCCCGGACAGAGGAAUGAAUCUUGGCAACAUUGAACUUUAUGCUGAAACAGAUCACCAUAUUGAUCAGGUCCAGCACAAGCAGACUGAGGCUGCACUCAUGCUGGCCACUGAAAACGAUGUUUAUGGCUCUGGUGUAUCCGUCAAACUGCACUGGGAAGAAGGAAAUUGCAGCAACAAAAAAGGAUGCCACAAAGGUAGUGAGUAUGACAUAAAUGAAAAGGCUGAAUUGGACAGUGUUGAUGCCUUGAGAUCAAAGCUUAAUGUCACACAGGCAGUUGAUGGAUGGGAGAAUUCACUGUGUUGCUCUAAUGAAGUGGUCCAGACUAGGAAUGAGUGCAGCAUUGCUCCUUCUUCUCAAAAUGAAGAGGGUGAUAAGCUAAAAAUUGAAGUUGAAAAUAUUGUAAGGAAAGAUAAAACGGCUGGAAGCAUCUUAGCGGAAACUCCAUCACUGGUCAUAACAAAAAGUUGCCUUCAUCCGGAAGACCACACUGAGAAAAAAGAUUCUAGUCAGUCAUUACAAGAGGAGUCAGGUAAUAUGAAUGUUCCUGUGUUACCAACCCAAGUGUCUGUUGUCAAAGAUUGCUUGUCGCAACCUGAGGAACCUGUGCAAACUAACCAGGCAGCCCCUGAAUUGGAGUCUGUCACUAGAAAUGCAUCAGAACUGGGGUCGUUUGAAGAGCCAGAUGGUAAAUUGGAGUGUAUGCCUGAAGUACGUAACAUGCUAAAUAGCAUUCAGUCUGUUGGGGUUAUUACGGAGGAUAAAUCUUUGACAUCGGAAAGACUUGAGAAGUAUGGUAGUGAACCUUUAGCUACAGCAGUGGGAUGUGAAAAGGGAACCUCUUUGGGGGUUGUGCAGUCCUGGUUGGUAUCUGAAAACUCACCAAAUGAUGCACCAUCUCGAGAGAUGACAAAGCAAAAUGAGAGCAUCUCACCUAAGCCAAGGAGCAGCUCUGUGGAGAUGAAUGAGUGCUGUGCAACAAAUGAGACUAUAUUGGAAGUGAAUUCUGCUCAGUCAAUGCAGGCAGCAAAUGCAGAUUGCAAGGCCGUCAGCCUUGUCGCAGCUAGUUCAGAGCCUUCUGUAGCAUUGUUUUUGGACAGAAAUGGCCCAGGCUACGGUGUGGCUGCAAACGGACAAUCUUACGACCCUUCAUUUAUUGCUCCUUCAACCAGUGCUGAUCGCACUGAUCACUGUGAUGACAGAGAACACUUAAUGGUCAGAGAAGCAGAUGCUGAUCGUUCAGACGAAAGCCAGCAGAAGUCUCUGGAUUCCUGCAGUCAUAAUGAUCAAGAUGAGGGAGAAAUGAAAAGAGCUGGAAAACAGUCAGCCAGCAGUGAAACUCAAGCACUUGUUCAUGUUAAAGGAUAUUGUGAUGUAAAAAAUAGUACAGAGCUUUUUGAAGCACCCAAUCCAAACGGUGCUAGCGCAGCACACACUUCUGCAGAAAACCAAGGCAUUUUGAGCAGUGACAAGGGGCUUAUUAUUACUUCCAAUGAGAAAAUGGGGAGUCAUUCAAAAAACUGUACUUUAGAAGCAGUGUUGGAAGAAACUGAUAAAAUAUUGAGCAUUGAGGUGAGUUCCAGAGAGGCGGAUGAGGCUAAGACUCAAGAUGGUGCUAUCACAGUGUUGGAUGUUUCUGCCUCCAUUUCGUCAGAAGAAGAAUAUCCUCUCAGAAAAGUGAACCCCACAAAGAAGAACUCGGGGCUUCUGGCAUUCAGAAAGGAGCUGGAUACUGCCUGGAACAGCCAGGCAGACGUACCAUACAACAUGGUUGUGACUUCUGACAUUCGUGAGCUGAUGCAUCUUGCAGAAGAUGCAUCUCCAAAAGAUGAGCAGGCACACAGUGAUGACUCCUGUGCUGAAGAAGCGGCUGUAGAGACUGUGGAGCACUCAUAUGCAGCACCGUGUAGCAGUGGAAAAGGCUCCUCCGCGUUGAAAGCCUCUGUCUCAGAUGAGAAGGAAGCAAGUAAAAGUAUUGCACUGACAAACAGGGCGGAGGUGGAUAACAAGGAACCUGCCUCAAGAAGGUUGUCUGCUAGUGAUCCAGAGGUGAACGGUGGCAUUCUUUCACUUGAGGCAGAACCCAGUGGUACCAAUGCAGAGCCCUCAGCAGAAGGCUCAACGUGUGUCAAGCAGGAGAAGACGUCUACUGCUUUGGGGCGGAGCUCAAAAAUGGCACAAGACCAUUUAACAUCCCCCUACUUGGAUGGCAGCACUAAUGCAUCCUUUAAAAAAGAAUCCCAUGCUGAAAAGGAUGGGGAAAUUCUUGCUGCUACAACCAGUGAGAAUUCCAUACAAAUUGACUCAAGAAAUCACAGCACUGAAAAGCAGGAAGUCGUAUCUCAAAAAUCAGAAUUGCUUGUUAAAUCUCCCAAACAAAAUGGAGCUGAGCAAGUGCAUAAACCGUCAGAUUUGAUAAGCAUUUCAGCAAAGGCAGGAGCUGCAGAUGACUGUGGCAGGCUUCUCCCCAAAAUACCUAGCUUCGCAGGGAGAAGGACAAGUCAUCCGGGCUCACUGGCUGAGACAGUUGUAGCAAACACAGAUACUUCCACAUCAAUGCAACACUUUCCUAAAACCCUAAGGAAAAUUAGGCAAGAAAUGGGACCCCCCUUACCUCCUUUGCUCCCGCCUUUGAUAGCUACACCUCCAAGAACUGUUCAGGCUGUUUCACCAAUGACGUCAGCCUCUAGCCAAUUUUCUUUGCCAUCCCCACUGAAUAAACCGAUUCCUCCUUUAUGCGAAACUCCACUCCCAUCUGUGAUUUCACCACUGUCGGAGAAAGCAAGCCAAACGUGUGCUGCUCUGCAUACCAGUCCAUCUCCCUCUGAGGUGUCGAUUGGCGAGAGAACUUUGUCUUCUCCUCUUCAGUUCUGUGCCGCCACGCCUAAGCAUGCCCUUCCAGUCCCUGGCAGAUUUCCUCCUCCUCCGGCUGCUGGUGCCGCUCAAGCUGUGCCCCAGGAAAAUUCAGUGGAAAUGUUGGACAGUCUGUAUCCCAAGCUGUCCGCCCGAGCAAUCACACUCAACAUCCUCAGAGGUAAUAUUCAGCUCAGCAGGCCGUCGUCUUUAGAGGGCAGAAAUGUCCAUCAAAUCAGCGGCUAUAAGGAAAUUUCUUCUUCUUCCACUGCUUUUGUUAAAACGGGGACCACUUUAUUUUCAGACCUGUCGUCUUCCAGUGUGAGUGAGACUGGGAAAAGGAUGUUGGCAUCUCCAGCUAUGCCAAGAAGUGCCAAAAGGUUACGGCUUGAUAGUGAAUCGUUGAACUCAGACCCCAUCAAGGAAGAGCUUCCCGUUAGAGACUCAGAGAGUGGUGCCCAGGGCCCCGCUGAUGAGACUGCCUGUCUAAGCAAAGGGGAUGCUGUUCUAUCCGUGGGCGACUCCAGAUUUCUUUUACCAGCGGAAGAAAUUGAUCCUGAUAACAGAGCUGUGACUGUAGCACUGGAGAAAAUGUCUGAGUCCUGUUUUGACCUAUUCCCUGUUAUACGUAGCCGAGUUCAUGUGGGCAGUGCAUUAAGCAUCCCAGUAAUGACAGAUGAAGAGAAAGAAGUUGUUUAUGACUUUGGCAUCGCAAAGAAGUACUUAGCUGAGCCAAUCUUGCAUGCUAUUCUGAAGAAGCUGAAGCACCAGAGAACAUCCUUGGGCCCCUGCCACAUUCACUCUCUCUGCAGAGUCUAUGUUGGGAUCUGUCGGCAGCUGAGAGACCUGGAAAAAGCACGCCUCUUCUGCUACAGUCUGCUCAAGGAAGACUUUCCCCAGUCUGGCAAGUUAAUUUUGUUUAUGGGAAACAUGUGGAGUGAGGUAUUCACUUCUGAAGGUGUGCUCAACAAAGCUAUCCAGUUAGUAGCCAGAAACCGUGCAAGAGGACAAGUGCUGAAAUGCCUUAAAGCUGUUCUGAAUUGGGAAGAGCAUGAGUCAGUGGAUAUUGGCAUGAUGAUCUCCAGCUUGCUCAUGGCAAUCAAGCUGUGUGCACAAAUGGAAUUUCAGGCAAGUGAGCAACAUGGAGAAGACCUGAAGGAGAAUAUGUGGGAAUACGUGUUUGCUAUUGAUCUGCUGUGCUCCUAUCAGAAGUGGGUUUGGACCCAUGAUCACAUCAUAAGCAAGGAGCUCUGGCCUAUCAUGGACAAGUGGAUAAAGAGCAGAAAGGGCAGUGGAAAUACUUCUUCCCCUUCUGAUGUAAUCGUAGCAACGGUUCUCAGGCUGAUUGGUCGUCUCAGCCAAAUCGGACUGAAAGAAGGAUUUUCUCCUGCUGUCAAAAAUAUCAGUUCUGUUAUUGGAGCUUUUUUGCGAUAUGCCAAAGAGAAAGAUGUGCCCUGGGGUGUCCAGUUGGCAGCGGUAUAUGCGCUCUGUGAGUUGGGCCCAAGCGGUCCGUCUGAAAUAUUAGAUGCCAUUAGCGCUUGGGAAGCAGUGAAUGGAAACAGCCUUCCUCCAGCCAUCACCAGCCGCAUAACUGAAGUUAGUGGCCUGCUAGAGCAAUAGGCAGAUCAUCCGUCAUCAAGUUUUUUGCAUCUUUUUCCUCCCACCGCAGAGGACAACUUGUCAGAAAUAAACUUACUUGCUACUGCAUAAAGCAGUAAAGGAAAAAAAGCUCCCUGCCCCUCUUCUUGAAGGACAGAAGGAAGCAGAGAUGUUAUGAAAACAGUUAAGCCUCCAGCACAUUGUUCUGAAGUGAAAACAGCAAUUGAGCAUUGAUGUGUCUUCUAGCAAGAAAAAGAGAGGCAUGGUUUUAUAUACACUAUUUAAUCCAGGGGGGGAAAUAAUCCUCAACUAUGCAAAUAAGAACUGUCUUGUAAAUGGUCUUCCGUGGGUGGAUCCAGUGCAAGGAUUCUCUCUCCCCCCACCCCCCUUCCCGGCAUCCAUUUCCAACCAAGGUAAAGUUUAUUCUUUGGGUCUCAGGACCUGCGGAGUCUAAUAGGGUUGCAGAAAGUUUGUCUCAUUUUUCUCAUCCAUCAAGAGAGGAAAAGGCAAGAAGGGCAAUUUCACCCCCUUUCUCCCUCCCCACUGCAGCCUCCAAACCCACAUGGCUGCUAGAGGGCAGUGGCAUCUGAAGGUGGAGGGGGAAGAUCUACAACCAUCGCCGCUUUCCACUCAGAGAUUGCUGGAUCGAGCACUAUGAAUUUCAGGAUCCUGAAAUGAAUUGGUCUCCCUGUAGCCAUGCCAAAUGCUCUCCAAAUGGAACUGACACCGAACAUGCUGUCAAAACCUUAACUUUAUACUUCAAUGUAUCCAUCUCACCUGCUCGUUUAUCAUCCACGUUAAAGUAGGCACUGCUUUCCUCAGGGAGAUCAAGGUGGGUUGGAACAGGUACUGCUGCUUGAGGUACAUACUCAUCUCAAUCUCAUCUGUGGGAAACCAGAUUUUAAGGGGGGGGGGGUAUCAAAAAAAUUCCAUGACCAGAAAUAACAGUAGAGCAGAAACCAUUUGUACGCCAAGGGAAGUCUUAAAUUGCUUUCCCCUUCCUCAAACUAUUUUCCAUCAAAAGCCAGAAAUCAUUAAUAUGUGUCUCCAUAAUCACAAAAAGAAAACACACAACCUUGACCAAAUCACGUCCCCCUUUAUUUAGCGUUAGUCCCUUUGAUUUUUUAAUGCAGGCUUGACUUGAUUUGUCACUUUGCAUGUACAGAUUCAGAGAUUUCCUUCUCUGUGAGAAUGUGUAUCAUAGAUGGUGUAUUGCUAUAAUGUGUUUCACAUUUCAUGUUGUUCCACUUGGGGAAUUUUACUUGUACAUAGAAGCUGAUCUAAAAAUAGACCCCUGGCCUUGUUUAAACAUCAAAUCUAGUUGUACUUGUAUUUUUACUGUUUCAAUAUGUCUUGUAAAUAUUUUUAAAAGUAAAAUGGGCUUGUGCAUUAAAUUUGCAUAUUUCACAA